Messenger RNA from Nannospalax galili (Upper Galilee mountains blind mole rat), 764 nucleotides. RefSeq names its product RNA guanine-7 methyltransferase activating subunit (gene Ramac). The record is from RefSeq and is a predicted model, not a curated record. The transcript is spliced from 3 exons. Gene Ontology annotation, molecular function: RNA binding. Gene Ontology annotation, biological process: RNA 5'-cap (guanine-N7)-methylation. Bases 231 to 590 code for a protein of 119 amino acids. NCBI's taxonomy places the organism in Eukaryota, Metazoa, Chordata, Mammalia, Rodentia, Spalacidae.
CGGCCUGGGGUGUCUCCUCGUCCCGGGGGCGGGUGAGCAGAGCCUUCGGCAGAUGAAUCGCCGGCUCUGGACGGUGGAAGGCACUAGGUGGCAGAGCCGGCGGCGGUGGGGGGUUGGUUCUGGGAGACCGGAAAUCGCUAGUCCUGGUGCGCGUUGUUUUCCCUCAGGUCAGGUCGGCGGGUUACGGCGCUUCGGGAAGGAGACGCUCUGCCUGAGUCUUGAAUUCCAAGAUGAGUGAUACUUCUGAAACAGUUCCAAAUUUUGAAGAGAUGUUUGCGACCAGAUUCACACAAGAUGACAAAGAGUACCAGGAAUACUUGAAACGCCCUCCUGAAUCCCCUCCAAUUAUUGAGGAAUGGAAUAGCAGAGCUGGUGGGAACCAAAGAAAUAGAGGCAAUUGGUUGCAAGAUAACAGACAGUAUAGAGGUAGGGAUAACAGACGAGGAUGGCCAAGUGACAGUCGCUCAAAUCAAUGGCAUGGACGAUCCUGGGGUAAUAAUUACCCACAGCACAGGCAAGAACCUUACUAUCCACAACAGUACGGACAAUAUGGUCACAACCAACGACCUCCUUAUGGUUACUAUCGAUAGCAGUGUUGACAGCUUUUAGCAGAAAGACCAUUUACAUUGUUAAUGUACUAAAGGUUUUUAUGUCUUCUUUUGGUAAUAGUUUCCCAUCCUAUUUUUAAGAGAAUGGAUUAUUAAUUUUUUGGAACUUGAUUUAUAUGAUUACUGGGAAUAAAUAUCCGCUAACCCCAAUGUGGA